Paramecium tetraurelia is the source of this 1491-nucleotide messenger RNA. RefSeq lists its product as uncharacterized. The transcript is spliced from 2 exons. The record is from RefSeq and is a predicted model, not a curated record. Lineage: Eukaryota; Ciliophora; Oligohymenophorea; Peniculida; Parameciidae. Gene Ontology annotation, biological process: protein ubiquitination. Gene Ontology annotation, molecular function: ubiquitin protein ligase activity.
AUGAAUUCGGAGUAAGAAUGCUCAUAUGAGGAACAACGGAUGUUGAGUUAAUACUAAUAACAUGUUAACACGAAUCGUCAUGGAUCGAUUGAAGACUUAAAAGAACAUUAUGUCAAAUUGAUAAAAGCAUCUUAAUUAAAAAUUAAGUACCUGCUAAUAGCAUCUUCAAUUUUAUUGCUUCUGACAACCAUAACUAGUUUGAGUUGUUUGAUUGAUCCAAAAAUGGUGGGAAUAGAGUUAUGUAAAUGGUUUUCGCAUUUGCUCACUUUGAUAUUGUAUUUGGCAAUUUAUUUGGAUUUGAAAAAUGCGAACAUAGAAAUUCUGAAUGUCCCAAAAGAGAAUUUGAAAUUGUUGUGUCUUACCUAUGAAAAGAAUGUAUAUGAAUUCUUGGAGGAGUUUAAAUUUCAGGAGAAAUUCGAUUUGAUAAACGUCUUGAUGUACAGUUCGUUCAUUUGGAGUUUUUGGUUCAGCCAAUUCCUAUUCAUUUUGCAUACCAACAGCAAGAUAUAUCCAUUGUUAAUAAUAUCUUACAUAUUGCAUAUGGUUCUGUAUUUGAUUGCCUGCAUACAUUCUUGCUUCCGUCAAAGUCCAGGGAAUUGUGAAUGUUCAAUCUUAAAAACCAAAGCAGGAUACCAAUACAUCAACUUGCCAAGGUUCAUUGAGACAAAAAAGAACACAUUGAAAAUGACCAUAAUUUUGCUGAUGUAUUAUAAAAUAAAAUUAGCAGUGAUUGCUAGUUUUAUUGAUUAAUCAGAGAGUGAGACCGUCUUAGUGAUCUAUCUAUACAUCAUCUAUUGUGGAACCAUGAUUCUCAAGCAACUCUAUCACUUAAUUCUACUAAAAAUGAUAAAGAAAGUGAACUAACGCCAUUUAAGUUGUUACUAAAAUGCCUACAUGUUGUACUACAAGCUCUUUUUCUAUGAAUCAUGCUUGAAUAAGACUCUGAAGGCCAUCAUCUAUUUAUCGUCAUUUGCUUGUGUAAUAGUUUGUUUGAUGUUCAAUCUCAAAAACUACUUCAAAUACAUAUAGGAAUCAAUUUACAAAAUUGAAGUUUACCUAGUUAAUGAUACUAUCUGUUUUGUGAUUUCGUUACUGAUAUACAUUUAUUAUGCAGUCAAAAAGUAUUCGAACAGAGUUUCAUUGGAUCAUUUGGAAUCAUAUGAGUCCAGAUUUGACAUGAGAUUCUAUGACUUAAAUGACGUGGUCCCUAAUCCUUAUUAUAACGCUUUGAGUAGGUACUUGUAAAUGGAGCAACAACAAUUAGAAGAGAGGAACCAUCGAGAAUUAAUUCGGAAAUUGCAAUUGUCUCCUGAAAGAUCAAUCAAUUUGGAGGAGAAUGUGGACUGCAUAAUUUGCAGAGAGAAAUUACUCUAAGAUCAAUUAUUAGUAGGAUUGCAAUGUCAUCCUUCUCACAUUUUCCAUAAGGAAUGUCUCAUAAAAUGGGUGUUGUUGCAUACUACUUGUCCAACAUGCAGAUCUUCAAUUUAAUGA